Molecule: messenger RNA, 2864 nt
Organism: Corvus hawaiiensis (hawaiian crow)
Lineage: Eukaryota; Metazoa; Chordata; Aves; Passeriformes; Corvidae
Gene: RNF34
Product: ring finger protein 34
Exons: 6
Coding region: 177-1214 (345 amino acids)
Biological process (GO): protein K48-linked ubiquitination; negative regulation of extrinsic apoptotic signaling pathway via death domain receptors; proteasome-mediated ubiquitin-dependent protein catabolic process
Cellular component (GO): plasma membrane; cytoplasm
Molecular function (GO): ubiquitin protein ligase activity
Source: RefSeq, a predicted model, not a curated record
CGGAAAAGCUCUGCUUGGUCUAAGGGUGGGUGUAAAGAGGAAGUUUCGGUUAAAAUGAUUAAAAGUAAAUCCCUCGCGCCGCUCUCCUGUCGUUCUGCGGCUUUGGUAGCACACCCAGCUUGCACAGGCGUGGCAGGAGCAGCAGGUGAAAUCCUCAUCAGGCGGGAGCUACUUCCAUGUGGGCUUCCUGCUGCGGGUUGCUGAAUGAAGUCAUGGGUACGGGAGCAGUCCGUGGCCAGCAGGCCGGCUUUGGGGGAGGUGCUGGCCCAUUCAGGUUUACACCAAGCACAGACUUCUCAGCAUAUCCAGCUCCUGCUGCAGCCGGCACGAACAUCGUCUGCAAAGCCUGUGGACUUUCCUUUUCAGUUUUUAGGAAAAAACACGUGUGUUGUGACUGCAAGAAGGAUUUUUGCUCCGUUUGCUCAGUCUUACAAGAGAAUCUCAGGAGAUGUUCCACUUGUCACUUGCUGCAAGAAACGGCCUUCCAGCGCCCUCAGCUAAUGAGAUUGAAAGUGAAGGAUCUGCGUCAGUAUCUGAUCCUCAGAAACAUCCCCACGGACACCUGCAGAGAGAAGGAAGACCUGGUGGACCUGGUGCUGUGCCACCAUGGGUUGGGGUCGGAGGAGGACAUGGACGCUGGCAGCUUGCGUUCGUCACGGUCACAGACUUCGGGCUUUUUUACCCAUCCCUUUUCCACGUCUGUAUCCAUGUCAAAUCCAGGAGAACUUGCCAACAGAAGAGGAAGCACAGGAAGUGGGACACCUUCACAGGGACAAAUGGAAACAUCUGUAAACAAUGAAGAAGAAGAAAGUGCAGAAGAGCAGACCCUGGGGCUGUCCAGGAAGCGAGCAAGGGCAUCCCUGUCCGAUAUUUCCAGUCUGGAAGACAUCGAAGGGUUGAGUGUCCGGCAGCUGAAGGAAAUACUCGCCUGUAAUUUUGUCAACUACUCAGGAUGCUGUGAAAAAUGGGAACUUGUGGAAAAAGUGAGCAGACUAUACAGAGAGAAUGAGGAGAACCACAAGACACAGGGGGAGAAGAUGCAGCUGAACGAGGACGAUGAGAACCUGUGCCGGAUCUGCAUGGACGCCGUGAUCGACUGCGUGCUGCUGGAGUGCGGCCACAUGGUCACCUGCACCAAGUGUGGCAAGAGGAUGAGCGAGUGCCCCAUCUGCCGCCAGUACGUCGUGCGGGCCGUGCAUGUCUUCAAAUCCUAACCCAGCCCUGCCCCGAGUCCCCCGGGCAGGAUUCCUGUGGCCAGGAGUGCUGGGCCCUGGGGCGCACGGCAGCGUUGUAGUUCUUGGUUAAACUCGGCCUUUUCGACAUCAAGAUGUAGAAGAAGUUGGUGAAAGGUUUUUCAAGCAGCUCCUGCAGUGCGGGGCUGGGCAGGUCCAGGUGCUGCCUGUGCGUGCAGCAGCAGCGCUGCCCCACUGACCUUACAGCCCCACAGAUUGUUGGAGUCAAACUGUUUACAGCAGUUCUUGCUCUCUUCUGAAGAAUCUCACCUGUCCUUACGCAUUCAGCACUCGGCAAGUGGUCAGCAAACACCUCUGCUUGAGCCUAUUAGCCUGUGGUGUUCUCUAGUGCAUUAGAAGCAAUGAAUAUAUCAGUUGAUUAUUCAGCUUUUCCCUAACGAUAGAAUGUAUCUGUUCCGACAGCGUGGCUGUGGUGCCGGUGUCGGACACGGCUUAGGAAGCACUGCCAUGAACUGUUCCCACACAGAAGCCCUUAAGCAAUCUUGCUUUAUGCUGAUUGCUCCCUCUGAAUGUCUGUCAUGACACGUGUGCUGUCUUGGCUGUUCUCUGUCAGUGUAUGCAACACUCCAUCACUUUGCAGGGCUCAGGGGCUGCAGCGGGCUCUGCCUGGUGGGCUCCAAAAACCAGUUACUAAGUGGUUUUUAGUUUAGGAAUAAACUAUUUUUUUAAGAAGGGGUAUUACAGUAAACCAUAUUCGCGUGGUCCUUAAUCCACUCAUGCCUGUUGUAACUAUUAAUCUGUGAUGAUUGUACUCCACGUGCCGACAGCCUGAUGUUACUGUGAAUCCUGAUCAGGGGCACCACCUCCUUGCUGCUAACAUGGAAUGUAUGGUGUUACUAACCUUAACUGGGGAGGGGGAGGCAGGAGCAGGGACAGCAAACAGGUUUUGUUUAAAACCUCCUGUUCACAGACUUUCACCCAAACCAGCUUCCCAGGGGCUGCUGAGGGCCCUGUUAUUGCUGCCAGCCCUUGGCCCCGGGUCAGGCUGGGCUUUGUGCCGUGAGCUGGGGUACAAGUCCUCUUGGAGCAGGAAUUGUUAUGGUCCUUUGAGGAUGUCUGUGAGCAACGAUCUGCGGAAAGGAGCAGCAAGAGUAGCUCGUGUCGGGGGCGAAAACAGGAUGCCUGGGGCCAAGCAUGGCCAUGACUGGGAUUGGUGAAGUUCACUGUAAAAAAAAAGGUGAGGAAGGGCCAUGUGUGUCCAGUUAUUCUUUAAGCAGAGUUGAUUAACAAAGUUACUGUUUCUCCUUUGAUUUCCCAUGUGGCAGCAAAGUUCCAGAGCCAAGGCUGUGCUUGGCUGAGGGUGCAGGACCUGAGAGCUGGCACCUGUGCUGCACUGGCACCUGCUCUUGUUCUGUGAAGGGUUGGGCUGGUGUGGAAGAGAGAAAGUAGCUCCUCCUCACACAGGACACAGCUCCUAGCUUGACUGGGUAUUUUUCAGAAGGGAGCAAACCUCUCAAUGGCUUUAUUUUUUAGAAGUAACUUUUUAAUGGUACUUAAUUCCUGGAGUCUGUCCAGAGGGGAGGCUAAUGAAGACAGACAUGCCCUCACUGUUGUUUCCAUGCUGCUCAUUAGCCACUCAAACUUAAUAAAGAUGGGUGAUGGGCUCUCUCA